AUGAGUUGGAGAAAACUGGUUCCACACAUCUACUCUGCCGCGAAGGUGACAGCAACGGGCGCAUCCAUCACGUUGGGUAGCACUGUGUUCUCCUGUUAUCUGGCACUACAAAUCGAAGCCGCCAGUCACAGAACGAUCUUUGCCUUCUUUCCCCAUUGGUACGCCAAUGUGGAAUAUGCCAAUGGCAUUGACCCUGAUCUCUUGGCUUCUGUUCGAAUGCAAGCAAGGCUGCAGCAGCAAGAACAAGUAAAGAGAGCACUUUUACAGCCUCAGCAAUCUACGCUCAAGAAUCAGGAAGAUGACACAACAACAAAGACAAUCUUCACGGUAGAAGGCCUUGUGGAACCCAUGGUCAAACAAGUACAACUGGAUCUGAGUGCUUGUGCCAUGACCGCAUAG
Seminavis robusta is the source of this 399-nucleotide messenger RNA. The record is from the annotation of a GenBank genome assembly. Lineage: Eukaryota; Bacillariophyta; Bacillariophyceae; Naviculales; Naviculaceae.